Humulus lupulus (European hop) is the source of this 2814-nucleotide messenger RNA. Its product is annotated as CSC1-like protein At1g32090. Lineage: Eukaryota; Viridiplantae; Streptophyta; Magnoliopsida; Rosales; Cannabaceae. Bases 172 to 2595 code for a protein of 807 amino acids. Gene Ontology annotation, cellular component: plasma membrane. The transcript has 11 exons. Gene Ontology annotation, molecular function: calcium-activated cation channel activity. The record is from RefSeq and is a predicted model, not a curated record.
AAUAAAAUAUUUGCAAAGUUAUAUUCUUUUCUUCCUUUAAUUUCUUUACUAUCUAUCUCUCCUAAGAGUUGGCAUUUUCCUUUUCUCUUAUUGUCUUCUUCUUUCUUUUUCUCACCCCCACCUUUACUUUCUACUCUUCUUUUCUCUAUCUUUUGUUUUUGCUCUUCUUCAAUGGCGUCUCUCAGUGAUAUUGGGGUCUCUGCAUUGAUCAAUAUUUUGAGUGCUUUUGCUUUCUUACUGGCCUUUGCUUUGCUCAGAAUUCAACCCAUUAAUGACAGAGUUUACUUUCCAAAAUGGUACAUUAAUGGAGGAAGAACAAGCCCAAGGCGUUCUAGGAACUUUGUGGGCAAGUUUGUUAAUCUCGAUUUUAGGACUUACUUCUCCUUCUUGAACUGGAUGCCUCAGGCCAUGAAGAUGAGUGAGACUGAGAUUAUUAACCAUGCAGGCCUUGACUCUGCUGUUUUUCUCAGAAUUUACAUUCUGGGAUUGAAGAUUUUUCUUCCCAUAGCAGUCACAGCACUGCUCCUACUUAUUCCAGUAAAUGUGUCAAAUGGAGCACUAUCCUUCUUGAAGAAAGAAUUGGUUAUGAGUGAUAUUGACAAGCUCUCAAUAUCUAAUGUACGCCCUAAAUCAGUGAGGUUUUUUGUUCACAUAGGUUUGCAAUAUCUCUUUACGUUCUGGAGUUGUUUAAUGUUGUUCAAGGAAUAUGAUUAUGUUGCAUCAAUGAGGUUAAAAUUCUUGGCUUCACAGCAGCGGUGUGCUGAACAGUUUACGGUAGUCGUACGGAAUGUACCGCAUACUAAUGGUCGCUCGGCAUCCGAUGCUAUUGAUCACUUCUUUAAGACAAAUCACCCGGAUCAUUACCUUUGUCACCAGGCAGUCUAUAAUGCCAACAAAUUUGCUAAACAUGCAAAAAGGAGAGCUCAGCUCCAAAAUUGGCUGGACUAUAACCAGCUUAAGUUUGAAAGGCAUCCAGACAAGAGGCCAACUAGUAAGACUGGAUUUAUGGGGCUUUGUGGUAAAAAAGCUGAUUCCAUUGAGUACUACAAACAGCAGAUUAAGGAUCUUGAUAGAAGAAUGACAUUGGAACGCCAAAAGAUUAUUAAAGACACAAAAUCCAUUCUUCCAGUUGCUUUUGUCUCUUUCAAGUCACGGUGGGGAGCUGCUGUUUGUGCUCAGACACAACAAAGCAGGAAUCCCACGCUAUGGUUAACAAAUUGGGCCCCAGAACCUCGAGAUGUAUAUUGGCGAAACUUGGCUAUACCAUUUGUUUCCUUGAGCAUUCGAAAGCUUGUUAUAUCAAUAUCACUUUUUGUUUUGGUAUUUUUCUACAUGAUACCCAUAGCUUUUGUGCAAACCCUUGCUAACUUGGAUGGUCUUGAAAGAGUUGCUCCUUUCCUCAGGCCCGUGAUAGAAUUGAAAUUUAUCAAGUCAUUUCUACAAGGUUUCCUUCCUGGCCUUGCACUUAAAAUAUUUUUGUACGUUCUUCCAACCGUUUUGAUGAUCAUGUCAAAAAUUGAGGGGCAUAUAGCACUAUCCACUCUAGAGCGGAAGUCGGCAGCAAAGUACUAUUAUUUUAUGUUAGUUAAUGUAUUUUUGGGAAGCAUAGUGACUGGAACUGCCUUUCAGCAGCUGGAUGCUUUCCUUCAUCAACCGCCUACUCAGAUUCCUAGAAACAUUGGCGUCUCCAUACCAAUGAAGGCUACUUUCUUUAUUACUUAUAUAAUGGUUGAUGGAUGGGCUGGGAUGGCUGGUGAGAUUCUCCGCUUGAAGCCUUUGGUUAUCUUUCAUCUUAAAAACAUGUUUUUGGUAAAAACUGAGAGAGACAGAGAGAAUGCUAUGGAUCCUGGCAGUGUAGACUUCCCAGAGACUCUCCCGAGUAUUCAACUGUACUUCCUUUUGGGGCUUGUGUAUGCUGUUGUAACUCCAAUUCUUCUUCCAUUCAUACUAGUCUUCUUUGCCUUUGCAUACUUGGUUUACCGUCAUCAGGUAAUCAAUGUCUACAAUCAACGAUAUGAAAGUGCUGCCGCCUUUUGGCCACAAGUUCACAGCCGCAUUAUUGCAAGUUUAUUGAUAUCUCAACUUCUUUUAAUGGGUUUACUUAGCACCAAAAAGGCAGCUAAUUCCACUCCGUUGCUAGUUGUUUUGCCCAUAUUAACUUUAUCAUUCCACAAGUACUGCAAAAGUCGCUUUGAACCUGCAUUUAGGAAGUACCCUCUUGAGGAAGCCAUGGCCAAAGAUACAGAGGAAAAAGGUUCAGAGGCAGACAUGAAAGCAUAUUUGGCUGAUGCAUAUCUGCACCCAAUUUUCCAAUCAUUCGAGGUAGAGGAAAUUGAAGAAGAGGUGGUCCAAGUUCGAGUAGACAAACAUCAAGCCCAUACUGCUAGUCCUCCGAGUGAACCUGGUUCCCCAAUCAAUUAUGUCCACCAUCCUUCUCCUCCACUGUAUGUUCACCAUCCUUCAUCUCCUCCACAGUAUGUUCAUCAUCCUCCAUCCCCUCCUCAUUACGCAUAUGAUGAAUCCUUUCCACCCCAUUAUGUCUAUGCUGCUCCACCAUCUCCACCACGUUAUAUCUACCACCAUGAAGAGCAUUGAUCUUACCAGUUCUUGUUAGUUUGCUUACAACAAUUUCUAACCUUUGUUCUUGUUAAUAGUUUGUUAACAACUGUAUGUUUUACUUGAGGUCUUGCAUAUUUCAAAUUGUAUAUUAUUACUUUGUCUUUUCACUGUAAGUUUUUUUUUUUUUUUUUUGGUGUAUAAAGAUUGGUUUUUUAAUGUUAGUGCUCCUAAUUAAGCUUUCCGUUAUUGGAUAAA